AUGAAUGAAUCAAAUAAUUUAGGUGAUGGUAUAAUGAAAAUUAACACUGUAAAAUUCAAGGCGGUAGUAUUACUUAACUAAUUGAUUGAUUAAUUAAUUCAAUUAUUUUAAAAGAAAAGAAUUACUUUAAUUUCAAAGUAGAAAAGAAUUCACUACAAGGAAUAGUUUUGUAUAUUCGUAAACAAGCAAGAUAGCAAGCAAACAAGCAUAGAAGAAUAUAAAAGGAAUUAAGCUUGA
Molecule: messenger RNA, 237 nt
Organism: Tetrahymena thermophila SB210
Lineage: Eukaryota; Ciliophora; Oligohymenophorea; Hymenostomatida; Tetrahymenidae
Exons: 3
Source: RefSeq, a predicted model, not a curated record